This is a messenger RNA of Emiliania huxleyi CCMP1516, 842 nucleotides long. RefSeq lists its product as hypothetical. The coding region runs from base 160 to 639 and encodes 159 amino acids. Lineage: Eukaryota; Haptophyta; Isochrysidales; Noelaerhabdaceae. The record is from RefSeq and is a predicted model, not a curated record. The transcript has 2 exons.
GAGCAGCGCCGCUUCAUCGAGGAGAAGUUGAAGAGCGACCUCCGAGAGAGCCGCGCGGAGCGCGGCUGGCUGUGCGGCUGCACGUCGCGGCACCCAAUCUGGCGCGAGGGCGGCGCCUAUGGCGGCUGCCGCGACUGCUUCGACGCGCAGCUAGUCGAGAUGAUCGAAACGCGCGCCCUCGGCGCCGACAACCCGCGCAAGAAGGCGUGGGUCGACGCGCGCACCUACGAGUGGGACGUCCACUACUUCUACCCGAUGGCCGACGAGGCGGCGCGGGAGCUGAUGCAGAGCGGCACGUUCACCGAGUCGCACAAGGAGGAGCUCAGGCAGCGGCUGCGUGCCGCGCGCGCGGCGGAUGCGGCGGCAGAGGCGGAGGCCGAGGCGGUGGCUGAGGCGGCAGAGGAGGCGGCGAGGGAGAAGGCGCUGGCGGAGGCGGUGGGUUGGGCGGCGGCGGUGGCGGAGAGCGCGGGGCCCGACAACGCCUCGCUGCCGUCGGCAGCCGCAAGCGUGGCCGCCACGCCGGGCGCCUUUGCCUCUCGCGACAUGCACAUGUGCCCCGACCCCGAUUACGCGGACUGCGCGGCGGAGUUUGAGUGUAUGGCGUGCGUGGGGGAGGACGAGGGCGGCGUGCUGGUGUGAGCGUGUGAGAGGGCUGGCUCUGUGACACGCCUCUUGCUCUUCGGACUAGGUCCAUCUUCGGUCCUCGCUCUUCCCGGUCGCGCGCGGAGUCUGGAUUGUCGCCAGUCGCGAGUGCGCGGGUACGCGUGUGCGUGCGGGUCGGCGUGUGUGUGCAUGUGUGCGUGGGGACGCGUGCAUUCUUAAUCAUUCUCUUUGCGAACUUA